Acanthopagrus latus (yellowfin seabream) is the source of this 1402-nucleotide messenger RNA. RefSeq names its product dynein light chain 4, axonemal. Gene Ontology annotation, biological process: microtubule-based process. Gene Ontology annotation, molecular function: dynein light intermediate chain binding; dynein intermediate chain binding. The record is from RefSeq and is a predicted model, not a curated record. NCBI's taxonomy places the organism in Eukaryota, Metazoa, Chordata, Actinopteri, Spariformes, Sparidae. Gene Ontology annotation, cellular component: dynein complex. Bases 153 to 473 code for a protein of 106 amino acids. The transcript is spliced from 4 exons.
ACAUCAGUUGUUUAAAAUGUCUCCCUAACAACCGAACUGGGAGCCCAACAGCAGAAGUUUUCGCUGGACAAAGGCCUCGUAAGUAACUCCCGUCUGUGUGUCCGCCUCCGUCACUCCGUCUUUAUGAUCUACCGACGACACGCUGAGUCGGAAUGGCUGGGACUGGCGAGGGAAAGAAAGAGGAGGCCGACUACAAGAGACUGCACAGCUUCCCUCUCAUCAGGCACACGGACAUGCCGGAGGAAAUGAGGGUUGAGACCAUGGAGCUUUGUGUCACAGCCUGUGAGAAGUUUGCCACCAACAAUGAGAGUGCAGCGAAGAUGAUCAAGGAGUCAAUGGACAAGAAAUUCGGCAGUUCGUGGCACGUGGUGAUCGGUGAAGGCUUCGGCUUCGAGGUCACACACGAAGUGAAGAACCUGCUGUACAUGUUCUUUGGAGGGAGUCUGGCUGUGUGUGUGUGGAAGUGCUCGUAGCACCUCCUCGCGGUCCCUCCUCCCCUCUGACCUGGUCACUGGGCUGGGAAUGAACACCAGCUGCCAGCCAAGAUGCUGAUCACACUUCUGUCGCGGCGGGUUAGUUUGUCCACACCGCCAGCCACUGUGGCAGAUAAUAAACCAUCAGUUGGAAAUCUUGUCCAGUUCGAAAGUGUAGUUGGAAGGUAAACUUUGAGUGCAGCAGUCACUUUGGCUGGUAGGCAUUAAAAAUAGCUUCCUGCCUUGUCCGUCACUUUUCCUUUUCCCUCUUUGUUUUCGACUCUCCGUCCGUCUCUGAAGCCGCGCCCGUGGUCCUGAACGUUUGUGAGCGUGCAUGUGCAAGAACGUGAGCUCAACUUUUACAAACAAUACAGCCAGCCAGGGUCUCCAAAGUCCUUUAUCCUCAUUCCUCUUCAGGGAGCGUGUGUGUGUGCGAGUGAGUUUAUAUGUUCGUGUGUGCUGGACACACACUGUUUUUUGAAAAUUACAUCUCAUCGUCACCUCCCUCAGCAGUUUGUGCAACAGUAAACUGUCCACAUCAUCUGUGACUUUUCACACGUGUCUUUCUCUCUUUCUCUCUCUCUCUCUCUCUCUCCAACCGCACUAGUCUUUCAAUAAAAUUUUUAAUAUUUUUUAUGUGUACAUAUUUUGAUGCGACUUGAAAAACUUCUUUUUAAAGACCAGUGUCAUCUUCUUACAACUGAAAGGCUCAAGAGUCUCCUGAGCCGAACGAACACUACACCUGAUCCACCUUUUCUCCCUGUAAAGGUGUUUGUAAUAAUCCCUAUUAAUAUCCCCCCUCGCUGGGUGAUAUUAGCAAUGUGAUUGUUUUCAUGUUGAUGCCAGUUUUUAAUGAUCCAGUGCAAUGGAUCAUUUUGUGUGACUUGACCUGAUUGUACAAUAAACUCUGAAAUGUGGUGAAAUAUGAA